GCGAACGCACGGGACCAGUUUUGUCGCCGAAAAUAGUGAGAGUUUAAAUUAAGUCAAAAAAAUAUUGACUCGUACGACGGGACUAGCGAUGGUCAUGCCGGCACCCAAGACGAGCCUCGCACUGCUGCUGGCGCUGCUCGUUGCUCAGGGGGCGUCGCAGGUCCUCUUCGGGGGCGCCUGCCCCCCACUCAAGCCCAUGACCUACUUCGAGCCCAACCAGUUUCUGGGCCGGUGGUUCGAAAUCGCUCGCUUCUUCGUGAGCUAUGAAGGACUCGCAGGCUCGUGCUGGGUGGAAAACUACUACUUCGCGCCCAAGCGCGGCCACUUCACGGUGCUCGAGUGGAAAGAUCACCUGACAGGGAGAAUUCGCAAUAUAGAAAACGGCAUCGUUCAUGACAAUAAACAGCAGGGACUGAUACGUUACGAACUUCAGCGACCAAACUUGCCUUUCUUGCGAGGCCACUACCUGAUCCUAGCAACGGACUACAGGCGCUAUGCUCUGGCAUGGCAGUGCGAAGACUUGCCACUAGGGGUCGCCCACACAGAGAUCCUGUGGUUCCUUUCGAAGGACCAAUUCCCAGAUCCGACCGUGACGCAGAAGGUCCUAGAGCUUACCAAGAAAUUUGGACUCAACCCCAGCCACUUUGAAUUUCAAAACAGGAAGGGAUGUCCGCAUUAGAAUUCUCCUCCCAUUAUUCGGACGUCCAAACUCGAUGGAUUUUAAGACAGGAAACAGCACGAGUUAAUUUUCAUUAGGUUAAAUUGUUUAGUCAUAAGUCAAGAUUCGCAUUUCUUGCUGAGGCAAUAAAAUGCUCUGUCUGAAAAGAAAUAGAAUCAUACAAGAAGUCCUCGUAAAGAUUCCGAAUAGAGCGCCAGUUCAUAAAUUUUCAACUCCGUUCAGUCCUAUUAAAUCUCAAGAAAUGUUAGUAAAUGAAGAAUAUGGCCACAUACCUCUAAUGAAGUCUCAGAGUUCCUCAAUCCGACAGUUGAUAUUCGAUGAAAAUGGCUGCAGACGUUGAGUUAAAUGGGAUGAAAUUUGUGCACUGUAUUACAAUGCAAGAACUCAAGCCAAGUCGACAAUCCUCGUGCCAUGUGCACACCAAUGGCCUUCUCGUGAACAUGUUGGGAGUUGAUAUCCGGUACAUGUGGCUAGAGCUAAGUUUUGAACAUAAAAAAACUCGACUGGUGUACCUAAAUUUGGGUACUAAUUUUGGCUUACGUGAGCAGCUCUACGUAAAUGCUUUGUCUUAGGCUCUUAGUUUGCCUCGCUUGUACCAGCAGUCUGUUCCUCAAUAGGUUCUCUGAGCUGCGUGUUCAAUCUUACAAGUUCACCCGCAAACUAAGAAUCUAACGUUAGGGCUUCGUUAUGUUACCACUAAUUUAUUCAGACGAUUCCAAAUGUUUUCAACAUGAAUCUAAUAAAAUAAGCAAUUUUC
Molecule: messenger RNA, 1436 nt
Organism: Hyalella azteca
Lineage: Eukaryota; Metazoa; Arthropoda; Malacostraca; Amphipoda; Hyalellidae
Product: apolipoprotein D
Exons: 5
Coding region: 89-679 (196 amino acids)
Molecular function (GO): pigment binding
Source: RefSeq, a predicted model, not a curated record